GCCAAGUCCAGCAACGGCGAGCUCAUCGCCAUGUCGUUCUCCCGUCCCUAUCUUCUCACCGCGACAAGAGCCGUGCUGGUCUCGCUCUACACAUUCGACGUGCCAGAUAAGCAAGGAGAGGAAGCAGUGGAGGGCAGCGCGGGGGAGAAUCAUCAAGACACCUCAAAAAGAGAUGGACCGUCGUUACCAGCACCAUACCUCGUGACAUCCCUCAAGUCACACAACUCAAACCCCCCACUAGCGCUCUCCAUCAGGAAAACGGCCAACGCCACCAUCGCAUCCAUUGCAUACACCUUUUUCACCCGCCGUGGCUGGUCUAUCGGCAUACAAGACCUGCACAUUACCCUCGCGGCCAAACCGAGAUCCGCACCCGACAUCAGCACGCGCCUUGCAUAUACAGCACCCUUUAUUCACGACAGGCCUGCACAGUCUAACCUCCUACCAAUACUGCCAUCAAUAUCGCCAUUAACGAACCACACAGUUCCUGCCCUUGCCCAUGCCCGUCGUCGGGCUUUGCAGGCUCCUCCACAAACGCACCCUCAGACAGCAGCCGGCCCGACCACACUGUGUUACACCCACCCAUACCUCCUCGCCACCCUUCCCGACAACACCCUCAUCCUGCACCUGUGCACCUCCAACGCCUCAGCGCUCUCCAUCUCCCCCGGCAUACGGCUGUGGGGGCACACGUCCGGCAUCAGUGAUGCAGAAAUCACGGCGCGCGGUAAGGCCGUCAGCGUGAGCUCGCGCGGGGACGAGAUGCGUGUGUGGGAGCUCGAGGGCCGGCCAAGCGGGGUAAGGAGCCGGAGCGUGCAGAUCCGGCCUUCUGCUGCAGGAGACACGAAGAGGGGGCCUGAAGCAGCAGUGGCUAAGGAGGGAAAGGAGAUUCAGGGUCUGGACUGGGAGGAGAGGAGGAACUGGGUGGGGUUUGAUGAUGAGAUGGUCAUUGUGCUAAAGGAGGCAAAGGGUGGGAGGGAGAGCCUGCUGGUGUACGACUUCACAUAGAGGCUUGAGCGAGUCGACCACUGAAUAUAUCUAUAUGUUUGGAGACAUUUCUGCGCACGUGAAACUAAUUACAUGGUCAAGUCUUAUAUUUUCUUGGGUUAAUUAGUGACCCCUGUCAAGGAAUCCAGAGCAUUUG
This is a messenger RNA of Cryphonectria parasitica EP155, 1138 nucleotides long. RefSeq lists its product as uncharacterized. The record is from RefSeq and is a predicted model, not a curated record. Bases 31 to 1002 code for a protein of 323 amino acids. The transcript has a single exon. NCBI's taxonomy places the organism in Eukaryota, Fungi, Ascomycota, Sordariomycetes, Diaporthales, Cryphonectriaceae.